Molecule: messenger RNA, 2852 nt
Organism: Aethalodelphis obliquidens (Pacific white-sided dolphin)
Lineage: Eukaryota; Metazoa; Chordata; Mammalia; Artiodactyla; Delphinidae
Gene: DRAM1
Product: DNA damage regulated autophagy modulator 1
Exons: 7
Coding region: 277-993 (238 amino acids)
Biological process (GO): regulation of autophagy
Cellular component (GO): lysosome
Source: RefSeq, a predicted model, not a curated record
CACUCGUUUCGCAACAAGCCCGGGCCGCCCGCGCCCCACCCACUCCCGCGCCGCCUCCUCGCAGCCCGCCGCCUCUCUCCGCUCUCCGCGCUUCCCCUACCUCCGGGGCCGGGCCUGCCCAGCCGUCGCGGAGCCUCCCUCCCGGCCGCCCGUGGCUGUUCGCGCCGUGGCCGCCGCGCCGCGGGUCGGCACGUGCGCGGAGCCCACCUCCCAGCAGCGCAGAGCAGCCCCCCGUUCCGGGCCCGCAGAGCGCAGCGCCCUCCUGGUGGCGGCGCGAUGCUGUGCUUCUUGAGGGGAAUGGCCCUCAUCCCCUUCCUCCUGGUGACCUGGUCGUCCGCCGCCUUCAUCAUCUCCUACGUGGUCGCCGUGCUCUCCGGACACGUCAACCCCUUCCUCCCCUACAUCAGUGAUACAGGAACAACACCUCCAGAGAGUGGUAUUUUUGGAUUUAUGAUAAACUUCUCUGCAUUUCUUAGUGCAGCCACGAUGUACACAAGAUAUAAAAUAGUAGAGAAGCAAAACCAAACCAGCUAUUUCAGCACUCCUGUUUUUAACUUGGUGUCGUUAGUUCUAGGAUUGGUGGGAUGCAUCGGGUUGGGCAUUGUAGCCAAUUUCCAGGAGUUAACUGUCCCUGUGGUACACGAUGGCGGUGCCCUUUUGGCGUUUGUCUGUGGUGUUGUGUACACGCUCCUGCAAUCCAUCAUCUCUUACAAAUCGUGUCCCCAGUGGAACAGCCUUUCCACAUGCCGCAUACGGAUGGCCAUCUCUGCCGUUUCCUCUGCAGCCAUCAUCCCCAUGAUUGCCUGUGCUUCAUUAAUUUCUAUAACCAAGCUGGAGUGGAAUCCAAAAGAGAAGGAUUAUGUAUAUCACGUAGUGAGUGCGAUCUGUGAAUGGACAGUGGCCUUUGGUUUUAUUUUCUACUUUCUAACAUUCAUCUACGAUUUCCAGAGUGUCACCCUAAGGAUAUCCACAGAAAUCAAUGGUGAUGUUUGAAGGAAGGAGAAUUCAAUCUCACUCAAGGAAAGUGGCAGACAAUUUCUAGAAGUGGUACAGAGGAUAGACAGGGUUUUAACGCUGCCCUGCGUGGAAUUCAUCUGCAGCACAUCCAGGACUUGAAUUUCUUUAAGAAUUCCCAAUAGUUGUACUAUUUCCAAAGGUAUGUUUUCCUAGAGAAUGUAGAGCAUUUAUGACAUUGUAGCAAUGUUUUUAUAAUUUUCUAAGUAGACACUUUUUUAUAUUAACAAAUUCAUUACAGAAAAGAUAAGGUGUUCCAGAAAAUGGAGACCUCUUAUUUUUUGUACAGAUUCUGUUUUGUUUCUUUGUCUGUAAGAGAUUUAUGGAAAUACACUAAAGGAGGAAUUCAUUAAAAAGUAAAAUCAGGGAAUAUUCAUUUUAAAAUUUCAUUUUUAGAGAAUGCACUGUAUAAUUUUAUAUCUCAAGAGCAUCUAUAAAAUUCAAUUUAUAAUGAUCAUUAAGAUUUCGUUAAUAAACUAACACUAAGAGACUAUGAUUUUUAGAUGAACCAAGCAAAAUGCUUCUGUUGAAAGGCCUUAAUACUACUAUGCACAUUAACUCAGUGACCACGGAAGACCACGGUUUUGAAAUUCUGUCCCCCCCACAGGCCUCCCUGCUCACAGAGACCAAGCUUCUACCUUUGCUGCUAACUGGCAGUCCGUAGUGAUGUAACUCCAGGUAGGAUUGAUUUAGCAAGGCAGCUUAGAAAUCAAAAGCCUUCUAACAACAGAGUGAAAUGCAGGUGAACAACUAACAGGAAAAACUCACUGGAUUCCGGACUGUUGUCUUUACCAGAUGAGCGGGGAGAGGGGAGUGUGUCUCAGGGAAUAUCCAAGUAAGGUAGGAUUAUGGGAAGGAGACUUUUGCUUAAUACUAAACCUCUGCAAAAGCCAGUCUGCAAACAGCAUUGCAGAUUCCACUUAUAAAACUACCCUUUAUCGUUACUGGCAUAACUUGACAUACAGUCUGACUCACAAGCUGCAACUAACACCUUGCAUUCAUUUUACGCCGGUCAACGUGCUGAUGGGAGCGCAGGUCUGAGAGAGGAGAAAGGGGAGCAGGGUGUGUGAUGGAGUUUGUUUGCUCCUCUUCUUAAUGCCUAUGGCUGGAUGUUUGCACACUUUACAAAAUGUGAAGCAGGUCCUUUGCUCAGCAAGACCUGCACAUGGUGCCACUUUUCACCCAAAUCAAAAAUGACAAAUGAAAAGCAGGUCAUUCCAGAGGAAGAAGUGGGUCUUGAAAUAGGAAGGCUUAGGUUUAGAAGUUGAAGAGAAGGAACUCUUCUUCAGGGACCCUCCAGACCAUAAACCCACGUCUGGCCAAGUGGGUCCAGACCUUGAGGGCAUAUGCCAAGGGCAGAGCAGCCCGCCUGGAUAGCUGUGGAGGAAGGAGUGAGACUCAGGGGUGGUCAGCCACUUCUGCAAGGUCACACUCUAUUUCCCCUAAAGGUUCAGUGGUGAGAGCCUCAGACCCGCUGCUGGGUUAGUGGUAACUUGUUAUAAUGCUGUGGCUCUCUGUGUAACACUGGAACUGAAAUACUGGUUAAAGCUAUGUUCUGCAGAGGGGGAGGAAUGCCACUGAUCUUUACCGUGGAACCUGCAGUAGAAUGAAUCCAGAGCUGGGUCUCCCUUGGAACAGACUUUUGUUAUCAGCCCUUCUGGAUGCAUUGUCAUUCAUUUCUAUAUCUCUGUGCAAGAUUUAGAUUGGGAGCUCCUUGAGGGCAGAGUCUGCGCCUUAAUCUUUGUCUUUGUAACUCCAGCAUUUACCAGGCUGCCUCCUGGUACACAGUAGGUGCUUAAUAAAUAAAUACUCACUGAAUGCAUGAAUGAAGGAAUGAG